This is a messenger RNA of Lichtheimia ornata, 1107 nucleotides long. RefSeq lists its product as uncharacterized. The record is from RefSeq and is a predicted model, not a curated record. Gene Ontology annotation, cellular component: endosome. The transcript is spliced from 6 exons. NCBI's taxonomy places the organism in Eukaryota, Fungi, Mucoromycota, Mucoromycetes, Mucorales, Lichtheimiaceae. The coding region runs from base 1 to 1107 and encodes 368 amino acids. Gene Ontology annotation, molecular function: phosphatidylinositol binding.
AUGGACUAUUCGAAACGUCUCAAUGAGCUUAUUGAACUAUGCCAAGACACGUGGGUUACAUUACAGCAGCGGGAGCAGCAACAUGAGCGCAACCUAUCGACAGGACUUUUGCAUCAAGCAACACACGACUUGCAUCUCGGCAUCAAGAAGCUCGUGCAACUCCAGAAUGAAGUCGAUGAGAAGAGUGCGGUAGUCGAGGAUUCGACAUGGACUGAAAGGACUGAGAGGACCAUGGAGGAUGUACGACGUCAACUACAGCGUGCUACUGCUGUAUUGUCGGAUAGCAACAAUGCAUCAUCAUCAUCAUCAUCACAACAACCAUCGACGACAUCAACACUAUUGACACCACCUAUGAAGUUAUCAGCAACACAAUCAACUCCCGCAUUAACGAGUAGUACUGCAUCCGUAUCAACUACAAUGUCAUCUUCACCGCCGCUACUGCUUUUACCAGAACGAUCGGUUGGUUCCAGCGCAUCAUCCAUCUCGUCAAGCAUUAUCAACUCUCAGAUACCCGAGGAACAAGACCCAUUGCAUGAUCAUCCAAAACCAUCAUCCUCCACCAAUACACAAAACACUGAAGAACGCUCAUUUGGAAGACGUUCUAUCCAUGCAGAAGAAUGGCCACCAGUACAACCUUCUACUUCUACAGCACGACGUCUUCGGAUGCUACCACUAUUCAAGGGGCUACAAUCCACACGAUCCACGCCAUUACCAGGUGCUCAGGCGCAAAUCAAUUUCUUCAAAGAUGAUAACGAAGGCCGUAAAGAGAUUUUUGCGUGUGAUGCCAUCGUCAAUCAGCCCAUCAGGAUAGGUGUAGGAUAUGGAAGCUAUAUCUGCUAUAGUUGUACAGUGCUCAGUGAUAAGGGACCACCCAUUUCAGUACGUAAACGAUACUCGGAUUUUGUUGAAUUGCGAGAAGAGCUUGUGAGACGGUAUCCACGAUUGAAGAGUAGUAUUCCCAAGCUGCCUCCGAAGAAGGUGGUUGGCAAGUUCACACCAGCAUUUGUGGAGCAACGACGCCGCGAUUUAGAGUACUUUUUCAAGUAUGUCGUGCUGCAUCCCACUCUUGGAACCAGUCCUAUCGUCACUCAAUGGAUCGCACCUUGA